Molecule: messenger RNA, 1607 nt
Organism: Marmota flaviventris (yellow-bellied marmot)
Lineage: Eukaryota; Metazoa; Chordata; Mammalia; Rodentia; Sciuridae
Gene: Ptn
Product: pleiotrophin
Cellular component (GO): extracellular region
Molecular function (GO): growth factor activity
Source: RefSeq, a predicted model, not a curated record
UUUAAUAAGCUUCCCAAUCAGCUCUCGGGCCAAAGCGCUCUCCCUCCCUCGCCCAGCCUGCGUCCUCUCAGCCCUCCCCUUCUCCGUUUCCCUUCCGUCCCCUCCCAGUCAGGGAGUAAUUGAGUCAAAGGCAGGAUCAGGUUCCCCGCCUUCCAGUCCAAAAAUCCCGCCAAGGGAGCCCCAGAGCGUAGGAAAAUCCAAAGUGGAGAGAGGGGAAGAAAGAAGCCAGAGUCAUCCGUCCAGGAGGAGGCAGAGCGGUAGCCGCCCAGGCGGGAGCAGAGCAAGCCCUACCUGGACUCCGGCCGCGGCAGAGAGACCUCGCCCCGUGCAACAAAGGCAGCCUGCGCGCCCCGAGGACAUCUGCAACUCAAAAAUGCAGUCCCAACAGUACCAGCAGCAGCGUCGAAAAUUUGCAGCUGUCUUCUUGGCAUUCAUUUUCAUUUUGGCCACUGUGGACACUGCUGAGGCAGGGAAGAAGGAGAAACCAGAAAAAAAAGUGAAGAAGUCUGACUGUGGAGAAUGGCAGUGGAGCGUGUGUGUGCCCACCAGCGGGGAUUGUGGGCUGGGCACCCGGGAGGGCACCCGCACUGGAGCCGAGUGCAAGCAGACCAUGAAGACCCAGAGAUGUAAGAUCCCCUGCAACUGGAAAAAGCAAUUUGGAGCCGAGUGCAAGUACCAGUUCCAGGCCUGGGGAGAAUGUGACCUGAAUACGGCCUUGAAGACUAGAACUGGCAGUCUGAAGCGCGCCCUGCACAAUGCUGACUGCCAGAAGACAGUCACCAUCUCCAAGCCCUGUGGCAAGCUGACCAAGCCCAAACCUCAAGCAGAAUCUAAGAAGAAGAAAAAGGAAGGCAAGAAACAGGAGAAGAUGCUGGAUUAGAUGAUCCCACCUUCUGAGGAACAGGAAAAGGACAUCAGCAACCGGAAUCAGUUAACUAUUGCAUUUAUACCUACUGUAGGCUUUUUAUUCAAAAAAUAUCUAUAGCUUAAGUACACAAUAGGCAAAAUGAUGAGGAAAGAAAUUUUUGUAGUAGCAUUUUUUAAAUAUAUACCAUAGUACCACUAGGGGCUUAUAAUAAAGGACUGUAAUCCCAUUUAGAAAGUUGACUUAUAGUACAUGGUAAAUGAUAGACACUUGAGGUAAGGUUUUUGAAGUUAUGCGAUAUUUCACAUUUACUUUUUUUUUUUUUUUUUUUUUACUUUUUUUGGCAGCAAUUUAAAUGUUGUGAACAUGUAAACUACAUAUCUUUCUAUCUUUCUAGGUAUUUUUUUUCACCUAGACUUUUCUUUUUUUCCCAAAUUGAAAAAAGUACAUACUAAACAAAGCAGCAAUAAAAUAUAAUCACUCCAUUUGAGGAAAAUACCUUGUUCUCUGCCAUUGGAUUCUUUUUUAAAAAGUAAUUCAGCAAAAUGAGGGAGGGAGAGAGGCAGAACCGUGCCCUAGUGCAAUGCUGUUGUUUUCUAAUUAAAAUAUUAAAACAUGAUUUUUUUUUCAUUUUGGCAGAAACAGAUGUUUUCUUGAUGAAAUUAUUUUUCCAUCUGAGGAAAAAAUACUAGAAAAAUAAAUCAAGGUGAUGCUGAAUAAAAGGUGCUUUUGUGUGCAAUAA